AGCUGCCGCCUCCUUUCGGGGAGGGGACGCGCCCACCCGGCCCGGGGAGGAGAGGAGAGGUGCGCCCCCCCCCCGCCUGCCUCCUGCCCCUCCCCUCCCCUCCCCUCCCGGGCCCCUCUCCUUUUGUGCAGCCCCCUGCCCGGAGCAUCCCUCCUUCCCUCCCUCCCUCCCUCCCUCCUGAGUCAUCGCUGCUGGGGGGGGCGGGGGGCGGGCUGGGCGGAUGGGCUGGCCGGCAGCCCGGGAUGGCUGGGCUGCUCCCCGGAGGAGAGGAGCAGGAGAAGGGCCGGCCGGCCGGGCCGAGGGGGGUCCGGCGCCCCGGACGCGCCGCACAUCUGGCCAGCGGCGCCUGGAAGUUGCCCGCGGGCGCGUCUGGAGGCGUGGAGCGCCUGGGCAGAGAGAGAGAGAGAGAGAGAGAGAGAGAGAGAGAGAGGCGGCGUGGAUUGCAUUGAUGACUUGGAUGCUCAGAACUGGAACCCCGAAAAGGACCCUGGUGGCCUAAGUUGUGGAUUUGGGGAGAAGGAAACCUGGAACAAGGCUCAGACAUGGACUGAAUAGAGCCAGCCCUCCCCAGUUGGCGAGAACCGUGCAAAGUACCUGAAUGUUUCUAGACACCUUCGGGACAGCCUCACUUCUCAGGAAAAAAACAAACUUAUUUUCUGGAUAUAUUUUUAAAAAUAAAAAAAAAAAAGAUCUGUGACACUUUCAAAAAAGAACUUGUGUUUUCCUCCCCCGGGUAUUCGUCUACUGCUCAGCAGACAUGUUUAAGAUCCAGGAGGAAUUGCAUGAGGUUGCAAAAGAUAUGGCUAUUCUGAGUGUUUGGUGUUUUGUUUUUUUUGGGGGGGUAAAUAACCUUUGGAGAGGAGUUUUGUAAAUGGCUGGGUCUCUGCUCUGCUCCGGCGUUGCCUUUCCACCCUGCGGUUGCAACACAAAACCUUGUUCAAACUUGCUGAGCGGCUGCCCUGCCUGUCUCGAUCCACACAGCCCGAAUGUGGUCAGGCCUACCCCCGUGGCUUUUCUGGGAAGAUUUUGCUGACCAGGAGGUUUGGGAAAGACGUUGAAAAAAAAACUUUCUGGAGGAAAGCGGAACUUCCCAUUGAAACGGGCUGGAUUGCUGAGAAAACCGCACUGGCUGGAAUCAAAGCACAGGGAUUGUCUGGCGCUUUGGGAAAACUGCCUUUUUAAAGACCGCGGUGGAAAAUACUGGAGUAUGGUUUUGCAAGAAAAGAGGGUUUUUUCCAAAAGCGUUUUAAGGAAUUAUCUUUUUUUCUAAAAGCUUCUUCUAGUCCAAAAGAAUCUGGAUUUUUUAUCACAAGAUAAAAAACUGAUGUAGAAUUUCUCAGGAUUCCUUUUUCUCUUUCUGAGCAGCACAAAGGGGGGAGGGGGUCAGAAUGCAGCUAAAAGCAGGGAGGUAUUUUUUCCAGAAAUCUUAAAAUAUGAGAGGAAUGGAGAAAGUAUAAUUUGGGCUCACUGUUUUCUGACUCUGCAGUCUCCUUUUUGACUUCCUCCCGGCAGUGGACACGAAAGAAAAUGUCUGCUCAGCUGUGCCGAGCUCUUUACGACAACACCGCGGAGUGCCUGGAUGAACUUUCUUUCCGCAAAGGGGACCUGAUGGUUCUUCUCCAGCCAGAGGCGCCGGGCUUGGAGGGGUGGCACCUGUGUUCCUUGCACGGUCAGCAGGGUAUUGUGCCGGCCAACCGGGUCAAAGUCCUGCCUGAGCCGGGAUCUCCAGGGCCGGUCCCUCACAGAAAGCACACCCCAGCCGACGUUUACCAAGUCCCCAGGAAGGAGGCGGCGACCCUAGCAGGGACGGCGUGCGAAGUGCCGCAGGAUGAGCUUGGAAGGCAGGGGCUGCGUCAAGAUGAGCAGGAAGUCUAUGAGGUGCCCCCGCCCGCCCGGCCGUGCCCCCUGCCCCCUGAAGGGAUCUACAGGAUUCCCCGCGGCGUCAGGAGAGAUGGUCCUACAGAGGUUUACGACAUCCCCUCAUCUCUGCUUCGGGAUACUCCAGCGGACACCUACGACUCACCUUCCCCGUGUCACAAGAAGGUAGCCCGUGUGGCUCCCCAGCCCACGCUCCCCGUGCCCUCUGAUGACCCCUAUGACGUGCCACUGGCCUUCAAGAAGCCCUCGGGUCAGGAGGAGGAAGAGGAGGAGGAGGAAGAGGGAGGCUCAGAGAGGCCCCUUGUCUACGCCAUCCCGUCCAACUUGAGGCGAGCCUCGGCCUUGCUGAACUUAUACGAAUCACCUGAAGAAGUACUGGGAGGAGGCCGGGAGGAAGAACAAGGGGAGGAAGAGGAAGAUGGAGGCAUCUAUGACAUCCCUCUGCUCCCACCUGGUUCUCCGCCCCUCGAGGGGGCACUCCAAGGACUUAGCUUGAGGGAGCCGGGGGCCCCGUCCCGCCCUCGUCUGCCCUCUGCCGAGAGUCUGUCCCGCCGUCCGUUGCCUGCCCUCCCCAGUGAAGAACGGCUUUCCGUAGAUGCUCCACCGCCAUCGCCAAGUAUCGUUCGGAAAGGCAGCAUCCAGGACCGACCGCUGCCUCCACCGCCUCCUCGGCUAGGGGGUCUCGGGGCAGGGGACCAGCUGGAGUCAGUCCGGGAUGAGGGGUACAAUGAAUACGAGGGGAUACGUCUGGCGGAAGAGUAUGACUAUGUCCAUCUCAAGGGAGCAGAUAAAAUCCCACCCAAGGCAUCGACACCUGAAGGGACCCCCGGACCUGUACUUCUUGGUGACACAGCUCAGGCGGAUGAACAGACCCCGCCUUCCCCAGAGGAUAGCCAAUUGCUGCAGUUCUACACAGGGCAGUGCCAAACCCAUUAUACUACCCUGCUUUCGGCCAUCGAGGCACUCCUUGCCAGCGCCGGUGCCAGCCAGCCUCCCCGAGUCUUUGUGCCCCACGGGAAGUUCGUGAUUAUCACAGCACACAAACUGGUGUUCGUGGGGGACACGGUGUCUCGGCUGGCGUCCUCCUCCACCGUGCGAGCUCGAGUGGGGGCAGCCAGCAGCGCUCUGUGCCAGGCCCUGAAAGAAGCCGUCCUGUCGGUCAAGGGUGCCGCCUUGCGCUACCCAUCGCUCCCCGCCGCCCGCAAGAUGCGAGAGUGCGUGGCGGAGCUCUCCAGACAGGCGCUGGCCUUCACCACUUUGCUGGCCACGUUGGCGCCCUCUUGACGGCACAUUCUGAGGCAGUUAAUUGCCAGGGAACUUGACCCCCUCAGCUGUGAGACGUCCUGCGACCCUUGUGGCAAUAAUUACCCCGUUGCUUUGGACUUCUGGCCGCAGGGGAGCUGUAUGGCCUUUGGCGGUGCUUGCGGGUAAUUCUGGCCUGUGAGUUUCUCUGGUCACCAGGUUUCUCUGAUCACGUUUGACUCGAACCUGGGAUUAACCCAGCGGCAACGUUUUGUGACAGUUCACUCUUGGAUGGUCACCUUUGACCUUAGUGAAAAUAACCAUGUCCUGACAUUUCGCCUGUCCUUGACCUCUUUCCCAACUAAACAGUCCGCACCUCUAUCUUAUGACCAGUUAUGGGGGCCCACCCGUUCUCUGUAUCUUUGGUAGUUUCCCUGGUUCUACGCCCUGUCGUUUGCAUCUAUAACCUUCAAGUGUUCUCCUAACCAAAGAACUCUGAUUCAAUGCCACAAAUUGCUCCCAGCUCUUCCAGCUUGGUUAUUGCCGUAGUGGUGAACAGUUGCAAACUGUUCAGUUGCAAUGUUGGCGUUCCUGCGUUUGGGUUCCCAGGAACCCCAGUUGAGGUGACGGAAUGGAGUCGUAGACCAAAGACAUGAAUUGAAUGAGAGAUGGCCGGACACUCAUGGCCUUCCCAUGGAAUAGGGGCCCAAGACACCCAACCCCACAAAUUUAAAGGGAAAGCACUUGAGGAGAAUCGUUGAGAAACAAGUCUUAUUUUAAAAAACUGGUGAAGAAUUCUAGGACAAUGGCUUAAAGAUAAAAAACAGAAGAAUGGUGAACUCUGCCCGAGAAGUGAAGAUAAUAAUAAUAAUAAGUGACCUAGAAGGGGCGAAAGCAAACAUAGAGGAGAUAAAAUGGCCAAAGGCACAAGGAAGCAAAGGAUUCUGGGACAAGAAGAAGGAAUUACAGGUAAGGAAAUCUCAAAAAUGGACAGGGCGAAUGAUCAGUGUGGACUUUAUACCGAGCAAGAUGAGGAUGCUCAAGUUGGGGAACGCUCAAGUCGAAGAAUUGCUUGGACAUCCAGCAAAGCCAUGACUGCCGGGGUCAGUCUGAUCUACAAAUCCAUUAGUUCUUUUCCUCUGAAAAUCCCUCUUCUGAUUUGGCGUUUGUCUUGGACAGCAGCCAACGUCCAUUCACAGCUCCCCCCGCCCUCCCGGGGACCCCCCCUCAUCUCAUUUCCUUAUUGGGAAACAAAUGAGGGUCAAAACAUCUGUCUCAGGAAAUAUUUGCCAAGUUAUUUUCUAAGUCUGACACAAUAAAAUUGGUUUAAGAAAACCCCAAA
Sphaerodactylus townsendi is the source of this 4462-nucleotide messenger RNA. RefSeq names its product embryonal Fyn-associated substrate (gene EFS). Bases 1528 to 3162 code for a protein of 544 amino acids. Lineage: Eukaryota; Metazoa; Chordata; Lepidosauria; Squamata; Sphaerodactylidae. Gene Ontology annotation, cellular component: focal adhesion; plasma membrane; cytoplasm. Gene Ontology annotation, biological process: cell surface receptor protein tyrosine kinase signaling pathway; cell migration. Gene Ontology annotation, molecular function: protein binding. The record is from RefSeq and is a predicted model, not a curated record. The transcript has 7 exons.